AUGGGCCGAGGUUUCAUGCUCAAUCGGCAACAAGCACGCACCUUUAGCUCAGAUCAGAUUGUCGUAAUUUUUGCCGGUGUCAGUUGUUUGGCUGAGCCCGAACCCAAUGCCGAACCUCGCCGAGGAUAUGUAGGCGGGUAUAGGGGAAGUUUGAACGGACACGACAGGGGGUUUGCCGGAUAUCACGGCGGAAAUUACGCCGCAUAUCUCGGCGGAUUUGGUGGAGGAUUCGGUGGAUACGGUGGAACCCACGGUGGAGGAUUUGGUGGCCAUCAAGCCGGAUUUGGAGGCGGAUUUUUUAGUGGUGGACAUGGGUAUCAAAAACGAUCUGCUGAUGCUGAGCCCAAGGGCGUGGUUGUUGCCAAUUAUCCUCAAGAUGCAUACAGCAUUGAAUACGUUUCGUCCAACGAUGCUCACACCAUUGGCAAACGAGAGGCGGAACCCGGGUUCAGAUAUGGUAGAUAUGGUGGUGGAUAUGGCCAUGGUGGUUACCAUGGAGGUCGUCGUGGAGGCUACCACAGAGGCUACCAUGGCGGUCAUCACAGGGGCUAUGGUGGAUACGCUUAUGGUGGUCGUUAUGGACACUCUUUUUAA
Tigriopus californicus is the source of this 594-nucleotide messenger RNA. RefSeq names its product keratin, type I cytoskeletal 9-like. NCBI's taxonomy places the organism in Eukaryota, Metazoa, Arthropoda, Copepoda, Harpacticoida, Harpacticidae. The transcript has 2 exons. The coding region runs from base 1 to 594 and encodes 197 amino acids. The record is from RefSeq and is a predicted model, not a curated record.